This is a messenger RNA of Penicillium canescens, 336 nucleotides long. RefSeq names its product DUF4345 domain-containing protein. Bases 1 to 336 code for a protein of 111 amino acids. NCBI's taxonomy places the organism in Eukaryota, Fungi, Ascomycota, Eurotiomycetes, Eurotiales, Aspergillaceae. The record is from RefSeq and is a predicted model, not a curated record. The transcript has a single exon.
AUGAUUACCGGCUCCAUGGACGUAUGCUUCGGCAUCGACAUGAUCAACUCUAUAUCUGGACCCCUUCCGACUAGAUUGCCCGCCGUUGCGCUGGUAGACAGUCAAAUUCGAUUCCUAGGAGCUAUGUGGGCCGGCUAUGGUAUGAUGCUUUGGUGGACAAGCAAUGAUUUAGAGAGGAGGCGGACCCCAUUGGGACUUCUUGGUGCGAUCAUGUUUCUCGCUGGACUUGGGCGUCUGCUGUCAGGUCUGAGCCAUGGCUUUAGCGCUACCUGGGUGCAAGUCGCCACGGCAGCCGAGCUGUUCGGACCAGUUGCAAUGUAUUGGCUUGGGUUUUAA